GCGCGCUCCCCGCUCCCCCAACUCCCUCCCUCUUUUCCCGCCGCCACGAUCCGCCCCGCGCGCCGCCGGCGAACUCGCGGACAGGAAAUCAGGCAUUUUUCCCCACUGGCGCCCCCUCCCGAGAGGCACCGCACUCAUCCUCCUCUUCCUCUUCCCCGCCCUCUACUGUUUCCGGACGGAUUGUUCUAGGAGACGGCUUCGUUCCAAGAUUUCCCUUUUCUCGGAUUUGUGCGCGGCGUGGUGGUGCCGUACGGCUCCAACCCAAUCCGACCAAGUUCGAUUGGGUUCUUCUCCCUCAGCGCGCAAGGUAUCAAUCUUGCCGAGGUGCUGGCGCGGGUCAUCGUCCGAAUAUUCUGGGGAUCCGGUCGAAUCCGCAUCCCCUAUACUAGGCCCGCCCCUGCCACCUGCUAUGAUGGGCGGCAAGGCCGGUAAUGGCUGCGGCGGGGACACCGAAGUCCUGGACGGCGGGACGCCUCCGUUAGGUUCUCCGACGAGUGACAGCGACAGCGAUGCGACGCAGAGCGGGGAAGAUAAUGGUGGUGCUCUGUAUGAUGAAACGCAGCCUGUGGACGAGGCUGAGACCCAGCUAGUAGACGGGGUGGAGGAGGAGGAGGAGGAGGAGGAGGAGGAGGACAAAGAGGAUGUGGCUUGCGAUUGGGCCGAGACGCAGUUGGUGGAGAGUGGCGAGGAGGAUGGCAGUGAUGACAGUGACCAAGUGAAGACACAGCUGGAGGUGGAAAAUGGGGAAGAGGGCGAUGAUGACAGUGGUGCGGAGGAUAUUGCCCGCAAUUGCACUAGGACCCAGUUGUAUGAAGAAUGUGAGGUGGAUGGAGUGAACAAUGGUGUUGGUAGCAUGGUUGAGACCCAGUUGGUUGAGGAAUCUGAGGAGGACGAGGAGGAUGGAGUAAAUGGCGGUGAUGAACUGGGUGUCGAUGAGUGGGGCAAGACCCAGUUGGUUGAAGACUCUGAUGAAGAGAUAGGUGAUGAUGAGUUGAGCGACAGCACUCAAGUUCUGAGUGACAAUGAGAGCUUGUCUGGUGAUGAGAGGGACGUGAAGUCAGGAAUGGAUAAAAGGGAUGUGGCGUCAGGAAUAGAAAGAAAUAUUGAAGGGUUCAAUGGAGGGGUUGAGAAGCUUGGUGACAACACGAAUUUAGUAGAAUCUGAUGCUUCAACAGAUGAGGAGGGUGACACAAGUUCAGGUCGCACUCGGAUGAAAUUGCCUUCUGUUCGCGUUGCGCCUGUACGAACAUGUGGAAUUUCUGGAGCUCGGGACACAAUGUCUGUGACUGGUAUGCAGCAAGGGAAACAAAAGGUCUCAUCAACAGCAAUACAUCCCCAGCCGAAAAUUGUAGAUGAAUCUACUUCGUGUGGCGCCUCCUUUGGUGGGAUUGAUAAUGACUCCCAUGGUUAUGUACAGAACCAUGAUAAAGAUGGAACUAAAAGCAGAGAUAAGUGCUCAACAGCAAAAAAGCUUUUUGCUGACAUGACAGCUGAAGAUGGUGAAAGCAACAGGAAACGUUUUGCUGGAUUAAGCUAUAUUGGAUCACAGGAGCCUGGUGAUCUGUCGCAGGCAAAUGCUUUUGAUGUUGUGGAUAGGUUGAUUUCAAUUAAUGGUGGAUUAUCAUCUCAAGAAACAACCCCAAAUAAAUUGGAAAUAGCAAAGCCACGUGUUUCAAGUAAGAGAGGGACUUUAAUGUUGGCUGAGAAGGUUGACCUUGGUAGACGUUCCAAUGGGAAGGCAGAAAUAUUUGAGUGGGUGGAUAGCCGUGAAGAUGACGGAGGAGGUGAUUUUUUCAGUAAAAACAAAGACAUAUUGCUGCAGAAACCAGCUGGUCGAGGAAAACAAAAGAGCCAUUCUACCAGGGCAAAGAAUUCCUCCACCAAAAAUUCAUGGAGAGAAAAUAAAAUAGGUGAAUCAAAGAACAAAAUAAGUUCCAAACUACCUGGGAGGUUUGGAAAUCUUCCUUUGUCAGAUUCAAGACUACUCAAAAAUGAUGUGAAGAGCAAGCCUGGAAACAGGACUAAGAAGAACCUUUUCAAGGACCUGGAUGAUCUAGCAAAUGCCAAAUCUUUGGAAGAAGAACAGGAAAAGGAUAAUGUAGCUGAGCAUGAUAUUGGCCCAGAUACUCAAAUGGCUGUUGAAGCUAUGGAAGCACUGGUACAAUGUUCACCUGCUAAAGGCCAACCUCUGUUGGAUAGAAAUACAAUAGCUGAGAAGUCUAGAAUAUCUAGAAGUCACUCAAAGAAUGGUUGUCCUCAAAAGAGAACUAGCAGCAUCCAGGAAGGUGUCACAACACGGUCCAAAAGAAGAAAAGAAACUGUGCUCGACAAGCUUCAGAAAGAAGAGAUGCAAAAAAAUUCAGAACGUAUAGUGAAAACGAAACAUAAGCAGACAAAGUCUACACCAGGGAAGAGCAAAGUUUCAAAGAAAUUUAUCGAUGAAAAUAAGUACCAUGGUACACCUGUUGCUCACCGCACUAGACAUUGUGGUAGGAAUGACCCUUCUGAAUUUACCGAGUUAUUAUGUUCUAAUAAGCACUUGAGGAGAGGCAAGAAACUGACAGGUGACAGCUCCACUGUUGGGGAAGUGCAAUUUAACCAUAUUACGAAGAAUCCCGAGAAACCGUUGAUUAGUGAGAGAACAACUGAAUGUGAUUCGAGUCAUUUUGAAAAAGAAAGCACAAAGCAUACUUGUGCAAAUGACGAUCAGGACCUUCAGCGAUCUAGAGAUGGAAGAACACAAUGUAUCAGUGUAAAUAAUGUUCAAAACCUUGUAGCACCCCGAGUUGAGCAAGCAACUGAUGUUCCAUGCAGAGAUCCCCCAUCGCAUCCCAAACAGCGAAGAACACCUACAGAAAUGGUACAGUCAAAGUCUACAACUGCCGCAGAUCAUGAAAUACUCCCAGAAGUGGCAAGACCAUCCAAGAAAAGGCGGAUUUUUGUAAGAAGCGUUUCUGAUCUACUAAAGUAUGCAAAGAGGGAACCUUCCAAUGGAAGAUCAGCUUCUAUGCUGUCCAGUAUUAUAGAGAAGUCAUUAGCUGCUUCUCCUAUACUUAAUUCUUCUUUAAGACAUGAUGGGAAAAGUUCUGAUCUCAAUAGCUCAGCACAGAGACUGAAGGAAUCCUCACGUGUAGAUGAUACAAGCAAAACACCAAAAAGCAAUGCUCAAGUUCAGAAUAGUGUCAUGAAUACGCCUUCAAAAGUUGUUAAGGAACUGUCACCCACUUUCAGUCCUGUGAACCCAUCAAAAGGUUCAAAUGGAAGCUUGUCAAAAUCUUCUGUUGCGAGAGAAUUACUGAAGCUGGAUCCUGAAAAUGCACUAUCAAACCAGCAGAGAAGAGAUUCCAGAAGAAGGAAGGAUAUGGCUACUGUCAGUAUUUUAUUCAGCCAUCAUUUGGAUGAUGAUGUGAUGAAGCGUCAGAAGAAGAUCUUGGCACGCUUGGGAGUUUGUGAAGCAUUUUCCAUGGCAGACGCAACACACUUUGUGGCAGAUAGCUUUUACCGCACAAGGAAUAUGCUAGAAGCAAUAACUCUUGGCAAGCCUGUAGUUACAUCAAUGUGGCUUGAGAAUUGUGGACAAGCAGGCUGUUUUAUUGAUGAGAGGAAGUAUAUUCUGAGGGAUGCCAAAAAAGAAAAGGAGUUAGGUUUCAGUAUGCCUAUAUCACUGGCCUCAGCUUGCAAUCAUCCUCUUCUGCUGGGAAAAAGAGUCUUUGUAACAUUGAAUGUGAAACCAAGUCAAGUAGUGGUGACUAGCUUGGUUAAAGCAUCAUCGGGACAGCCACUAGAGAGGGUAGGACGAUCUAUAAUGAAGGAAAAGGAAGUACCUGAUGACCUACUGGUUAUCUCAUGUGAAGAAGACUACGAAACUUGCACACCGCUGCUUGAGAAAGGUGCCAUCAUUUUCAGUACGGAGCUUCUACUAAAUGGUAUAGUCAUCCAGAAGCUGGAGUACGAAAGGCACCGCCUCUUCACGGACCGAGUCAAACAGACCCGCUCGUCGAGGUGGUUGAAAGACACAGUCCAAGACCGGUUUGUACCUGUACCCAAGCGUCCCUGUAGCUGAGGAGAAGAUGGGCGGUGCAGAUGUUUUUUUCAACUAAAUUAUGCUCCUGCUUACCCAGCCUCUCCGUCUCAAGACCAGUGUAAAUGUAUGUUAGGAUAAAGAAUGCUUGCUCAUCCCCUAGCCUCUCCAGCUCAAGACCACUGUAAAUGUACCGCAAACGCAUAUGCCCAUGCGCAUGCAGGCCUGGUGUUCUGUUCUGCUCGU
Messenger RNA from Panicum hallii, 4267 nucleotides. RefSeq lists its product as uncharacterized. NCBI's taxonomy places the organism in Eukaryota, Viridiplantae, Streptophyta, Magnoliopsida, Poales, Poaceae. The coding region runs from base 410 to 4063 and encodes 1217 amino acids. The record is from RefSeq and is a predicted model, not a curated record. The transcript is spliced from 8 exons.